CUCGGGUUGGGCCGGAUGAGCUCCUCCUCCUCGUCGUCGUCGUCUUCGUCUCGAGUUCUUGGUUGGUUGGAUCUACCUCGAGCUGCCCGGAGCUUGGCUGUGGAGGCGGCCAUGGCGCGGGUGGGCAAGCACGGCGAGUCGUCGCCGCCGUCCGACCGUAGGCCGCUCCACUUCGCGGCGUUCCUGCUGCUCGCCGACGCGGCGCUCGUCGCCCUCAUCGUCGUCUUCGUCCCGUAUACCAAGAUCGACUGGGACGCGUACAUGGCUCAGGUGGACGCGUUUGUGGAAGGGGAGAGGGAUUACACCAAGAUCGAGGGCGACACGGGGCCGCUCGUCUACCCGGCCGGCUUCCUCUACGUUUACUCCGCCAUCAAGCUUCUCACCGCCGGCCAAGUCUUCCCCGCGCAGAUUUUGUUUGGUGUCCUGUACAUUGUGAACCUUAGCCUUGUUCUGCUGAUGUACGUCAAGACUGAAGUGCUUCCAAGGUGGGCUUUAGGUUUGCUUUGCUUGUCAAAGAGGGUUCACUCCAUCUUUGUGCUCCGCCUUUUCAACGAUUGUUUCGCUAUGACGUUUCUCCAUGCUGCCAUGGUUUUGAUUAUGUAUCACAAGUGGUACCUUGGUCUAGUAAUUUUCAGUGCAGCUGUCUCCAUUAAGAUGAAUGUGCUUCUUUUUGCUCCAUCGUUAUUACUACUGAUGCUGAAGGUACAAUCCCCUCUAGCUUGUUACUGGUAUCUUCUUGUGAUGCCAAUAGCUAGCCUAACUUUUUUUUUUUUGGUACAGGCCAUGAGCAUCAAAGGAGUCUUCUUUGCUUUAUUAGGGGCUGCAGCACUACAGGUUUUGUUGGGUAUGCCAUUCUUGUUAUCACAUCCAGUUGAGUACAUCUCACGAGCAUUCAAUCUUGGGCGUGUCUUCAUCCAUUUCUGGUCUGUAAAUUUUAAAUUUGUCCCUGAGAAGUUCUUUGUAUCAAAAGAGCUAGCUGUUGCAUUGUUGGUUCUUCACCUCACUACUCUUUUGGUCUUUGCACACUACAAGUGGCUUAAGCAUGAGGGUGGCUUGUUCCAUUUCUUGCAUUCCAGAUUCAAAGAUGCCACAUCAAUUGGACAGUUAAUUUUUGCCAAGCCCAAACUGUCAACUCUUAACAAAGAACAUAUUGUAACGGUCAUGUUUGUUGGAAAUUUCAUUGGCAUCGUGUGCGCACGAUCAUUACACUACCAAUUUUAUUCCUGGUACUUCUAUUCACUGCCUUUCCUUUUGUGGAAAACUCGUUUUCCAACAUUUGUGAGGGUCAUUUUAUUUCUUGCUGUGGAGCUCUGCUGGAAUAUCUAUCCUUCCACUGCCUAUUCGUCACUGCUGUUGCUAUUCAUUCACAUCUCCAUCUUGUUUGGCUUAUGGAGCUCACCUGCAGAGUACCCCUAUGCCAAUGGAAAGAAAUGAAAAAACAGUAUCGACAAGCACGGCACGGCAAUAUCAUACAGUUUUAACUUUGAGAUAGGCUUUAGUUGUUUCUUCCCUUGUUAUACAGGCAAGAUCAAGAAGGGGUAUGGAAAUCUGAAGUUGUAAUUCAACACACUGUAUUUUUGAUAUGUCAAUGCUCUUGCUGUCAGUAGGCUCUAGUUUCCUGGAUGAUCAUUUCGUCCUACCGAACAUGUACCAUAGAUAACUUGUUAACAACAUAGCAGCUGCUCUGGCAAUUCUUUGUACGUCCAUUGAGUACCAUUGAUGUUAUCUUGCAGAAUAUUCUGAAAAAUAAAAAUAUAUAGACAGGCCCAGAUCUCUGGCAUUGUGGAA
Messenger RNA from Oryza sativa Japonica Group (Japanese rice), 1788 nucleotides. RefSeq names its product dol-P-Man:Man(5)GlcNAc(2)-PP-Dol alpha-1,3-mannosyltransferase. Gene Ontology annotation, molecular function: dol-P-Man:Man(5)GlcNAc(2)-PP-Dol alpha-1,3-mannosyltransferase activity. The record is from RefSeq and is a predicted model, not a curated record. Gene Ontology annotation, cellular component: endoplasmic reticulum. Lineage: Eukaryota; Viridiplantae; Streptophyta; Magnoliopsida; Poales; Poaceae.